AUGUUUUUGCUUCCAACUAUUGGUUAUUCAAUUAAUUAUAAAAUCUUAGAUUGUUUUCAAAGGAAUAGUAGUUUUAUUAAUUUUAAUUCAUUUAUUUUUCAUAUUUAUCUAUAUGAUUUAUUAUUUCAUUUUAUUUGUAAGAAUUUUAUUACUAUAAACAUUGUUAUUAGAUUUAUUUGUUUUAUUAGAUGUUAUCCAAAUAAAAUGUUUAAUCAGUAUAACCAUAAUUAUAAUUCGGAUUAGACCUUUAAUAUUAUUAUUAUAAAUAAUAUUAUUAGUAAUAUUAUUACAAGCUCAUAUUACUUUAAUACUAAUAAAGGGUAUUUAUUUUUUAAUAGUUAUAGUUAUUAAAUUAAUCUUAAUUAAAAGGAAAAUAGUUCAUUUAUUUGA
Messenger RNA from Ichthyophthirius multifiliis, 390 nucleotides. RefSeq lists its product as hypothetical. The record is from RefSeq and is a predicted model, not a curated record. Lineage: Eukaryota; Ciliophora; Oligohymenophorea; Hymenostomatida. The transcript has a single exon.